Molecule: messenger RNA, 728 nt
Organism: Diaporthe batatas
Lineage: Eukaryota; Fungi; Ascomycota; Sordariomycetes; Diaporthales; Diaporthaceae
Exons: 2
Coding region: 97-639 (180 amino acids)
Source: RefSeq, a predicted model, not a curated record
AAGUCCAACACCGAUUCCCUCCUUGGACCACAUCUCCUUGAUCCCCACUGAAAUAUUACAACAUCAACAACAUUACACAGCGGGCAUAGACUGAAAAUGAGGCAUCCAAACCAGAUUCAAGGCAGAUUCUUCAAGUUUCGAGAUUUCUCGCAGUGGGAUGACGACGCAAAAAGGGAAAACCGCGUCCCAAAGGUCGUACGCAAGCGCAUGGUCCUGGUCUUGGGAAAGCCCGACAACAAGCGCCAGGGCUUUGUCAAGAUUGUUACUGUAGCACCAACGCAAGCUGCCGGUGUAGACGCUGAUCUUUUUAUCCCCAUCGCCCCGUGCCCAAAGAGAAACAAAAAGGACCAUCAGUUGCAUGUUGCGAACUUCGAAUGGAGUCGGCACAGUCAUCCAUUGUACACAAAACAUUCAUACUUCAGGUUGGAUCAGAUAUACGACGUCCCUUUAGAUGUUUUGGAGCCGUACAUGUGGUCGCAGAGCGAACAUGUUGCGCUUCAGAAAAAGUCACGGGAAUGGUUAAUUCGUGCCGUUGCCAGACGACAAGCGAAUCUUGUGGACAUCCCUGCUGAGAGACAGGCGACGGAGCUCCUCGCUCAGGAUGGGGACUGCUCGGCCCACCACGUGGAGUCAAGUUAACGCAGCCACAGGGCAGGGAAUGAAGUGGGUGUAUGGAAAUGAAGUAGCCUGUAGUCAGCUUUUCUGAGAAGACCUGCUAUACUCUCUCC